CUAAAAAACUGUUUGUUUUACUCUGCAUUAUAUAAAGGAAAUCAAUUCUCAGAAGAAGAAGAAGAAAAAAAUAUGGAGGUAAGAAUGGGCAGAGGCGGCGAAAGUAAAAAUCGGCCGAAGAGAGAGGGCCCACUGUGCGGCUUCUUCACCGGAGAGGAGGUGGAGGUGGCGAGGAUCAUAGCCAGUCUCCCUCAGCUCAUCAAGGCCAAAUCCGAAUUCUCCGGCCGAUUUCGCGGCCUCCGAUUCUGGCUGUGGAAGAAGAGGAGGUCGGCGGUCGCGUUUCCCGUUGUUGCUCCGCCUCCGACUCCGCCGCGCAUUCCGUCCCGCCCGCCGUCUCCUCUGGCGGUCGAAUUGGAAUUUUACCGUCCGCAGCGGCUCCUUCGCAGAGACCUCCCUGUCGAGAUUUAACAUUAAUGCAGAAGAAAAAAAACGUGACAUAUAUACUUGGCAGUAACUAAUUGUGGUGGAAAUAAUCAAACGUGUCCAUCAAUUGUGCAAUUAAAAAAUGGACACUUUGAUGUGUCUUUCUCUUUUUUGAGUCGUUAGCUUUUUUUCUAGUUUGGGAAACUAGGCCUCUUUUUUUAGCUAUAUAAAUCUUUGAUUAUUUAGUCCUUCAAGUUGAAUGGUUUCAGCUGGGACCGGAUAUAAAACUUAGGAGUUUUG
Messenger RNA from Cuscuta campestris, 663 nucleotides. Lineage: Eukaryota; Viridiplantae; Streptophyta; Magnoliopsida; Solanales; Convolvulaceae. The record is from the annotation of a GenBank genome assembly.